Molecule: messenger RNA, 3280 nt
Organism: Paramacrobiotus metropolitanus
Lineage: Eukaryota; Metazoa; Tardigrada; Eutardigrada; Parachela; Macrobiotidae
Exons: 6
Coding region: 221-2059 (612 amino acids)
Molecular function (GO): protein binding
Source: RefSeq, a predicted model, not a curated record
AGUGCGUACUCUCGCUAUAACCGUGUGAAUUUAUUAUCAUCGUACUGACUUUAUUAACGCUUCUCUGUUCAACUGCUGCAGAUCCCAACUGUGUUGGUCCAGUACAGAAAUCAGCACUAAAGCCAAUUAAACGUGUUGUUCCGCUUGUCGAGGGAUUUUGAUGAGGGUGCUGUCUUGGAUGCGUGGAUAUUACUUGUAAGCGAUACACGCCUUCCCUUUAAUGGCAAAUCUACCGAAGAUUCUCAAGGAUUGGCUGUAUUUCUCGGUAUAUUACGAUAAAUUCGUGGUGGAUGUUGUUACCAGUGAUGGUAUACAUCGAGGAUACGUGACGGAUGUUAUGGACCAGGGGCUUCUGAUCGACUUUCAUCACACUGAACAGUCGGUUCAGUGUGUAGAUUUCGCGGACAUCCGCGUGCUACCGAUAAAGAAGCAUGCCGGGGAACGCUACUGCCGCUGGACACACCGGGAAAACGUGGAGGUGGAAGUUCUAAUCAGGACGGCAAUAAAUCAGCCUCUAACCUGGACCAGUGCCAGAUUUCUGGUAUUUGUACCGCAGUAUGGUGAUAAAUGUCGGAAUCCUAACGAGGAGGUUUGUGCACUAGCACGCGUCCCGUCGGCCAUCGCUGCCCAACUGGUGGCGGUGAAGAUGGAUUAUUAUCCAGAUUACGCUUGUCAAAUACGGAUUCGCCAACAGCGCCACUGGACGUCGGCGACCAAGGAUACAUUUUUCAAACUGACACUGCGUCAUGCAGCGUGCAGUAAAAAAAAGUGUCCGUUUCCGGUGACACCGUUAUCAUAUUGGCUAAAUCAACUGGACGUCGGAUUGAAGUUGUGCUGGCUGCGCUACACCGGUACCUUACUACUAGCUUCUAACGCUGAUGGCAUCACGGUGUUGUGUCGCCAACAUGUCAGAAGUGCACCUAGAAAAUUCCAUCGUCUGGUUUUUCAUACAUUCACAUUAUUCCUGAACACCUGUUUCAGAAGCGAUAUGACACGCUACAGAAGAGUUCUCUUCGCCCAAUCAGGUACUUUUCAUGACAUUGCUGAAACUUCGUGGUUCAUGAAAACGUGGCGCAGAAUGGAUUUCUUCCCUCGAUGGCUACAGUCUCAGAAAACGUUAGGACUUCAGCAAUACGACAAAGACGAUGCCAUAUUCAAUGAAUACCCGGAUGACGUCCUUUUUCAGAUUAUGGCAAACCUGGAUCUUGUUACCCAGAGAACGUUACGGCGAACAUGCUCGAGAUGGGAUGUCGUUCUGUCGUCACCAUCACUGUGUUGCCACGCUGUUGCCGGUGCUCCAUUGGUAUACAUCCAAGACAACAAUCAGGCGUUGUACUUGGCUAAUACACUUUUUCGCUACACCGCGCCCACAACACGUGCUGUACUGCUCGACCAAUUCUCCCAUAGUCACAGCGGCACGAUUCUCCCGGUUCUUUGCCUCCUCGAUCGAUCUCCCGACUACUACCUCUCCUACCGGCGUUCGAGCAUUUGCCUGUGGUACGAACUGGAAUAUUAUCCCCCUGUCAGCAACAUGCAGAUAUACUGUACUAUGAUUAUGAAUGACGGCACCCGAAAAACACUAGAAAUACUGCUGGGUACGAAGGAGGAAUGCCGGAAGCUGGUAUUUUCCAGUACAAACUGGACAUACUGCUGUUCGAACAGGACCAUGGCCGAGAUGACUGAAGGAAUUCCGCUACUGCUGGAUGUCUACAACCAGAUGUGCUAUCUCCGUACGAAAGUAGCGUCGGGUGAUUAUGACACCGAGCUUCUCCAAGCUGAGUCGCUCGAGACGGAACAGAGUGUGGAGCAAGCGAUAAAAGUAUGGCCCAUCAGCGAAGCGGCUAGCUCAGUGCUGACAAAAGCCUUCGACACCUUCUUGUACACAAAACAUGAUCGUUCUUUUCGCGUUCUACAAGGAUCUCCCCCAACCAAGCAAGCGUAUCGCUCUUGGACGAUGUUCAGUCCAGAGAGUCUAAAAGUACUUAUUCGCAACCCUUGUACCGCGCAGCUUGAUUCUGGCCAAGCCGGCUUUGUGGAAAGCUGGCUGCGGCUUUGUUGAUACGAUCCCGCAUGAGGAAAAUCCCUUAAAAAUCCGUUUAUAGUGCCAGCGUGACCUGUCUUUUAGCGAAUGGAAUAUAAGGGCAACCCUACGGUCCUCCUGGAGACUUUGUAGGACAGAAAUAGUUUUGAAUGAUGCUGUUGUUAUUUGCUCCUUUAAUUCUUAUUAGCCGAAUACAAUCGUAGCAAGAACGAAUGGUUCACACAGCGAAGAAAAAUUGGUACUUAGAACUAAAAAAAAUUUAUUUUACUUUCACUUUUUACGUGGCACUGCGUGGACAAAUAACGGAAAAAUGCAGCCUUAUUAGCAAUCGAUCUAAAUUAGCGAAAUCAAGAGUCCUUUUCGGGAAGGAUGCUCUUUCCAUGUUAAAUUGGGAUGCUGAUCAGCUGACAGCGGAACCACUUGCUCGUGUCUCGACUGUUUUUUACCGCAUUGUAGUGCCCAAAUCAGAGGACAACCAAGAAACUAUCAGCCCGAAUGGUUCUAACGUUUUACGCCCAAAGAUAUAACAGGCUGGCUUGCAUGCUUUUGGCGUCGGCUUUCUUUUGCUCAGUCUGUGCCGCUGUUGCUGCGGCUCGAAUGGAUGUUGCUGCGAUGCGAGGCAAAACCUGUGUUCACACGCCGGCUGCAUUCCAUGGUAACACUCGUCCUUUUUCCUGUGGUACUGUGGUAAAUCCGUCCACUGGGAUGGAGGCCGUUCGCGAUGUUCUCAUUGAUUUCAAUCAGGCCAGUAUAGUGGCCGAAGCGAUGUGGCAUUUGGCUGAAAAUGACAUACCUGAACUUCCGGUCGAGACUUUCCUUGCAGGUAAGGCCUCCACCUCUGAUACUUCCUCCACCUCUGAAGUAUACAUAGUUGCAAAUGCAUAUAUAGUAAGUAUGCAAAUGCAUAUAUAGUAAGUAUAUAUUAAGGAAAUGCAUAUAUAGUAGAAAGUACUUACUGAUCUGGGUUUUCUGAAGCAAGUAAACAACUGUACGUACUGCGGACUCGUUCAGGAGAGAAGAUGUAUUUUAAAAUCAUCCUGGUUGCCGACGCAGGGAACACCGCGAAUUUCAGGAAGCCGUGCCGCGUACUUCAGUACAAGCCCAGCACGGAUGAAUAUUAGCCGAUGACUAUUAAAAAAUUAGUAAUUCCAAGGAUGUGUUGCUUUGCGGUCGCUUACAGACUGUCAUAAUAAUUCAUUACUGUAAUAAACCCGUACGUAUGUUUAGUAAUAUUAUGAU